Euleptes europaea (tarantolino) is the source of this 2854-nucleotide messenger RNA. RefSeq names its product karyopherin subunit beta 1 (gene KPNB1). Gene Ontology annotation, cellular component: nucleus; cytoplasm. The record is from RefSeq and is a predicted model, not a curated record. Gene Ontology annotation, biological process: protein import into nucleus. The transcript has 22 exons. Lineage: Eukaryota; Metazoa; Chordata; Lepidosauria; Squamata; Sphaerodactylidae. Bases 39 to 2669 code for a protein of 876 amino acids. Gene Ontology annotation, molecular function: nuclear import signal receptor activity; small GTPase binding.
AUUUCCUUCCUUUCCCGGUUUCACCUCACGCCGCCGCCAUGGAGCUCAUCACGAUCUUGGAGAAGACGGUCUCGCCAGACCGCUCCGAACUCGAGGCGGCUCAGAAGUUCCUGGAGCAAGCUGCCAUCGAGAACCUGCCCACUUUCCUUGUGGAACUAUCCAGAGUGCUGGCAAACCCAGGAAACAGCCAGGUUGCCAGAGUCGCAGCUGGUUUGCAGAUCAAGAACUCACUGACUUCUAAAGAUCCUGACGUAAAGGCUCAGCACCAGCAAAGAUGGCUCGCAAUCGAUGCCAACGCUCGCCGAGAAGUCAAGAAUUAUGUUUUGCAAACUUUGGGUACCGAAACUUACAGGCCCAGCUCAGCCUCACAGUGCGUUGCUGGCAUCGCCUGUGCAGAAAUCCCUAUGAAUCAGUGGCCUGAACUCAUUCCUCAACUGGUAGCCAAUGUUACAAAUCAACACAGCACAGAGCAUAUGAAAGAGUCAACAUUGGAAGCAAUUGGUUACAUCUGUCAGGAUAUUGACCCAGAACAGCUUCAGGAUAAGUCAAAUGAGAUCUUAACGGCCAUUAUCCAGGGCAUGAGAAAAGAAGAACCAAGUAAUAACGUGAAGCUAGCGGCUACCAAUGCACUCCUGAACUCUUUGGAAUUCACCAAAGCAAAUUUUGACAAAGAGUCUGAAAGGCACUUUAUUAUGCAAGUAGUCUGUGAAGCAACACAGUGUCCAGAUACAAGGGUGCGAGUAGCUGCAUUACAGAACUUGGUGAAGAUUAUGUCCCUCUAUUAUCAGUACAUGGAGACGUAUAUGGGUCCUGCACUUUUCGCUAUCACAAUUGAAGCCAUGAAAAGCGAAAUCGAUGAGGUGGCUCUGCAAGGAAUUGAGUUCUGGUCAAAUGUGUGUGAUGAAGAAAUGGACCUGGCUAUCGAGGCAUCAGAGGCGGCAGAGCAAGGAAGGCCUCCAGAGCACACUAGCAAAUUCUAUGCUAAGGGUGCCCUACAGUAUCUCAUCCCAAUUCUCACACAGACACUGACCAAGCAGGAUGAAAAUGAUGACGACGACGACUGGAAUCCCUGCAAAGCUGCUGGGGUCUGCCUCAUGCUCCUCGCUAACUGUUGUGAAGAUGAUAUUGUCCCCCACGUUCUGCCUUUCAUCAAAGAACACAUAAAGAACCCCGACUGGCGAUACCGAGAUGCAGCAGUCAUGGCAUUUGGGUGCAUUUUGGAAGGACCCGAGCCCAACCAGCUCAAACCUCUUGUUAUCCAGGCUAUGCCAACUCUAAUAGAAUUAAUGAAGGACCCCAGCGUCGUGGUCAGGGACACAACUGCGUGGACCGUGGGUCGGAUCUGUGAGCUGCUCCCCGAAGCGGCCAUAAACGAUAUUUACCUCGCUCCACUGCUGCAGUGUCUAAUUGAAGGCUUGAGUGCAGAGCCAAGAGUGGCUUCAAAUGUGUGCUGGGCUUUCAACAGUUUGGCAGAAGCAGCUUAUGAGGCUGCUGAUGUAGCCGACGAUCAGGAAGAACCAGCAACAUACUGUUUAUCAUCAUCAUUUGAACUAAUAGUUCAGAAGCUCUUGGAGACCACAGACAGGCCUGAUGGGCACCAGAAUAACCUGAGGAGUUCAGCCUACGAAGCUCUGAUGGAGAUUGUGAAAAACAGCGCCAAGGACUGCUACCCAGCUGUCCAGAAGACAACUUUAGUUAUCAUGGAACGGCUACAACAAGUGCUUCAGAUGGAGUCCCAUAUCCAGAGUACAUCUGACAGAAUCCAGUUCAAUGACCUUCAGUCUCUUCUGUGUGCCACUUUGCAGAAUGUCCUACGUAAAGUGCAGCACCAAGAUGCUUUGCAGAUCUCUGAUGUGGUGAUGGCUUCCCUCCUGAGGAUGUUCCAAAGCACAGCGGGAUCCGGGGGUGUCCAGGAGGAUGCUCUCAUGGCUGUCAGCACACUGGUAGAAGUGCUGGGUGGAGAGUUUCUCAAGUAUAUGGAUGCCUUCAAACCUUUCCUAAGUAUUGGGUUGAAGAACUAUGCUGAAUACCAGGUCUGUCUGUCUGCAGUGGGCCUAGUUGGUGACUUAUGCCGGGCCCUUCAGACCAACAUCCUGCCUUUCUGUGAUGAAGCUAUGCAGCUGCUCUUAGAAAAUUUGGGGAAUGAAAACGUGCAUCGAUCUGUGAAGCCCCAGAUUCUCUCUGUGUUUGGCGACAUCGCUCUUGCAAUUGGAGGAGAGUUCAAGAAAUACUUAGAAGUGGUGUUGAAUACUCUGCAGCAAGCCUCUCAAGCCCAAGUUGAUAAGUCUGACUACGACAUGGUAGACUACCUGAACGAAUUGCGAGAGAGCUGUUUGGAAGCAUACACGGGCAUCAUCCAGGGGCUGAAAGGAGAUCAAGAGAAUGUGCAUCCGGAUGUGAUGCUGGUGCAGCCCAGAGUAGAAUUCAUCUUAUCUUUCAUUGACCAUGUUGCUGGAGAUGAGGAUCAUACCGAUGGGGUCGUAGCCUGUGCGGCUGGGCUGAUCGGAGAUUUGUGCACGGCAUUUGGGAAAGACGUUCUCAAGUUGGUAGAAACUAAACCCAUGAUACAUGAACUGCUCACUGAAGGGAGGAGGUCAAAGACGAACAAAACGAAAACCCUUGCAACCUGGGCCACUAAAGAGCUGAGAAAACUGAAGAAUCAAGCUUGAUCUGUUACCAUUGGGAUGACACCUGAGACCCCCACUGGAAAUCUCCAAUCUAUUGAGAAAAAAAAAACCCAACCCGGAAGUGAGGAAUGUGCACGGAUGCUGAGUGUUUGGGAAUGAGAGGAUGAGUGAGUGAGAGGCUUAAAACACACCACGGUGAAAAUCCAGCCACGGCAAAGAGCGGCGGC